Messenger RNA from Lolium rigidum, 624 nucleotides. RefSeq lists its product as uncharacterized. NCBI's taxonomy places the organism in Eukaryota, Viridiplantae, Streptophyta, Magnoliopsida, Poales, Poaceae. The record is from RefSeq and is a predicted model, not a curated record. Bases 1 to 624 code for a protein of 207 amino acids. The transcript has 3 exons.
AUGUGCGGAAAGGCCUGCAAGGUCGGCGGCGCCGCGUCGCCGGCGGGGACGAGCAGCACGGCGACCUCCAUCGUCGUCCUCGCGUCGCUGCUCCUCGUGGCCUCGGCCGUCGUGUUCUUGCUGUCACCGCCGCCGCCACCGUCGGACGCGAAGGGUCCACCUGAGCCGGUCGAGCUCGCCAUCGGCGUCGCCGGCCACGAGGGCUGGCUGGACGCGCUCCGCGCCUGGGCCAAGCUGGCCUGCCUCAGGCUCCGCCCGCUCGAGCCAAGGUACGAUCUUAGGAGCCCGGUGUCGAUGAAGAAGGCGGCCAAGCAGAGCCUGGAGAUGGGCAAGGAGGCGGUGGAGCACACCGCGGAGUCGGCGGCGAGGGCCGCCGAGGAGACCAUCGCGAUGACCACAGAGAAGGUGAGGAGGAAGGUCUCUUUGCCCCGAGCCCAGCGGCCCAACGGCGAAUGCAUCCGCCUCGACGCGGCGCGGUCAGGACCCAACGUGUCCAUGCCCGUCUUUCUUGGGCCCGCCUCACAACGAAAUUCUACUGGUCAUAUUCGUGGGCACCUCCAGUCAUGGUCGUCGUCGAGGACGAUGACGAUGACCAGCGACCGUGGAGGCGCUCUAGUGGGAUAG